Messenger RNA from Brachypodium distachyon (stiff brome), 1345 nucleotides. RefSeq names its product protein transport protein SFT2. NCBI's taxonomy places the organism in Eukaryota, Viridiplantae, Streptophyta, Magnoliopsida, Poales, Poaceae. Gene Ontology annotation, cellular component: membrane. The transcript is spliced from 4 exons. Gene Ontology annotation, biological process: vesicle-mediated transport. The record is from RefSeq and is a predicted model, not a curated record. Bases 138 to 824 code for a protein of 228 amino acids.
GAAUUUGUUCGUCUUCUUUCCUCGAUUUCUUUCGCUCCCUUUCCUCCGGAGCUCGCACGACUGCCGUGCUCCUCGUCCCACUGUCCCAGCCCAUCUCAAUCUCGCCUCGCCGCCGGCACUUAAACCCGCCUCCCGCGAUGCAGAAGACGGCCCAAUCCUGGUUCACCGGCGGCUCCGCCUCCCCCGCCUCCGCCGCUAGCGAGUCGCAGCCCUCCCUCCUCGCCGACUGGAACUCCUACUCCGCUUCCCGCUCCGACGCCUCCUCCUCCUCCCCGCUCCCGUUCGACAUCGAGGCCGCUGUCCGCUCGGCCAACGACACCGUUUCCGGCACCUUCAAUGUGGUGACCAAGGGCGUGCGGGAGCUGCCGGGGAGCUUCCAGGGCGCGACGAGCAGCUUCCCCUCGGGGAAGGCGCUCAUGUACUUUGGGCUCUUCCUCGCCACCGGCAUUUUCUUCGUCUUCAUCGCGUUCACGCUCUUCCUUCCCGUCAUGGUGCUCAUGCCGCAGAAGUUCGCUAUCUGCUUCACGCUUGGCUGUGCUCUCAUCAUCGCAUCGCUCUUUGCGCUCAAAGGACCCGCGAACCAGCUCUCCCAUAUGACGUCAAAAGAGAGACUACCUUUUACAGUGGGGUUCACUGGAUGCAUGGUUGGCACGAUUUAUGUUUCUAUGGUGCUUCACAGCUAUUUUCUCUCGGUGAUAUUUUCAAUCCUUCAGGUUCUGGCGCUUGCUUACUACACCAUAUCCUACUUCCCUGGAGGCUCUAGCGGAUUGAAAUUUAUCUCAUCCAGUCUCCUGUCUCCGGUAACAAGAAUUUUUGGCCGGUAGCCCAAGUAGAACAAAUUUGUACGUGAUGAUCAUAUUCGUACACUUGUAAUGCCCGAAAUGUUCUGUACGUAGUUGCUGGUAUGAUCAACCCGCCAUAGAGAUAUCAGAUACAAUUAUUACCCACUCCUUUGCUUGCUUGAUACAUCACUACUCUCUGUUUCAUAAUUCUUGUCUCAAAUUUGCUAAAAAAUGGAUGUAUCUAUUCCUAAAAUGCGUCUAGAUAUAUGUAAUAUUUCGACAAGAAUUAUGGAACGGAGUGAGUACCAUUUAAAAUACUCCCUCUGAUCCUAAAUUGUUGUCGAAAUAUUACAUAUAUCUAGACACUUUUUAAGAAUAGAUACAUUCAUAUUUGGGCAAAUUUGAGACAAGAAUUUAGGAUGGGAGGUAGUAGAUGUCAGGCGUACCGCGUACGUGUUGGGUGCACGGAGUGGACAAUGUCUGUUGUGCUCUUGUAUCAGAAGUUUUCUUGUGAGCUUAUGUUGUGGAAAUAAAGUUAUUACUACUGCCGAGUUAAGGCUAAA